AUGACCCUGCAGGCCUUAAGGAGGCAAGGGGGGAUUUUUGAACAAAUGGAUGGACCUGUGGCGCUCGUCAGCUCCGAGGAACUGGCUUUCAAAUUCGCUGUUAAUAAUAUCAACAGAAACAGGACAUUAUUGCCCAACACAACGUUAACAUAUGACAUUCAGAGGAUUAAUAUCUAUGAUAGCUUUGAGGCCUCCAGAAAAGCGUGCGACCAGCUGUCUUUAGGUGUAGUUGCCAUAUUUGGGCCGUCUCACAGCUCCUCAUCGAAUGCUGUACAGUCUAUCUGCAAUGCCCUGGAGGUGCCACACAUUCAAGUGCGAUGGAAACACCACCCGUUGGACAACAGGGAUACAUUUUAUGCCAACCUGUACCCGGAUUACUCUUCUCUUAGCUACGCUAUCUUAGACCUGGUGCAGUUCCUCAAGUGGAAGACAGCCACCGUGGUUUACGAUGACAGCACAGCCAAAGCCCAGAUGAUGGGGAUGAUGACAGAGUACUAUCACUACAUCUUCACCACUCUGGAUCUCAUGGCCAUAAACCUGGAGCCGUACCGCUUCUGUGGUGUCAAUAUGACUGGCUUCCGCAUCAUAAACGUGGACAAUCCUCAGGUUGCCUCCAUUGUGGAGAAGUGGUCCCUUGAGAGACAGAUUCCCCCAAAACCAGACUCCGGUCUCCUGGAAGGGAUCAUGACGACAGAUGCUGCUCUGACAUACGACGCAGUCCACAUCGUGUCGGUUUCUUACCAGCAUGCGCCGCAGAUGACUGUCAACUCAUUGCAGUGUCAUCGCCACAAACCCUGGAGGUUCGGAGGACGCUUCAUGAGUUUCAUUAAAGAGUCUCAUUGGGAUGGCCUGACGGGACGGCUGUGCUUUAACAGAACUACAGGUCUGCGCAUCGACUUUGAUCUUGAUAUUGUGAGUCUUAAGGAGGAUGGCCUUCAAAAGGUGGGGAAGUGGAGUGCAUCUGGGGGGCUGAACAUCACCGAGGUCCCCAGGCAGAACGGCAUGAACAUCACUGACUCGCUUUCCAACCGCUCUCUGGUCAUCACCACCAUCCUGUGUGCUUUACCUUGUUUCAGUGCAUCUGGGGGGCUGAACAUCACCGAGGUCCCCAGGCAGAACGGCAUGAACAUCACUGACUCGCUUUCCAACCGCUCUCUGGUCAUCACCACCAUCCUGGAGGAGCCAUAUGUCAUGCUUAAGAAGUCUGACAAGGCACUCGUCGGCAAUGACCGCUUUGAAGGCUUCUGUAUUGACCUGCUUAAGGAGUUGGCCAGCAUUCUGGGUUUUUCCUUCGAGAUCCACCUGGUGCCGGAUGGAAAGUAUGGGUUUCAAGAUGAUAAAGGCCAGUGGAAUGGGAUGAUAAAGGAAAUCAUGGAACACAGGGCUGACCUUGCUGUGGCUCCUCUCACAAUCACCUUUAUGCGGGAAAAAGCGAUUGACUUUUCCAAACCUUUCUUGAACACUGGCAUCAGCAUCCUGUACCGUAGACCCAACAGCACCAACUCUGGCUUCUUCUCCUUCCUGAACCCCAUGACCCCUGAUAUCUGGGUCUACAUCCUGUUGGCCUACCUGGGAGUCAGCUGUGUACUCUUCGUCAUCGCCAGGUUCAGCCCGUACGAGUGGUAUGAUGCCCAUCCGUGUAACCCAGGCUCCGAUGUGGUAGAAAACAACUUCACCCUCCUCAACAGCUUCUGGUUUGGCGUGGGCUCCCUCAUGCAGCAAGGUUCAGAACUGAUGCCUAAAGCUCUCUCUACUCGAAUCAUCGGAGGAAUCUGGUGGUUCUUCACCCUCAUCAUCAUCUCCUCCUACACAGCGAAUCUGGCCGCUUUCCUCACUGUAGAGAGGAUGGAUUCGCCCGUGGACUCAGCCGAUGACCUGGCCAAACAGACCAAAAUAGAGUACGGCGUAGUCAAAGAUGGAGCAACCAUGUCCUUCUUUAAGAAAUCAAGAGUGUCUACAUUUGAGAAGAUGUGGGCUUUCAUGAGUAGCAGGCAGAGCACGUCGUUCGUCAAGUCCAUUGAAGAUGGGAUCCAGAGAGUGUUAAAGUCAGACUAUGCUCUUCUAAUGGAGUCAACGACCAUUGAGUAUGUGACACGCAAAAACUGCAAUCUCACGCAAGUUGGCGGCAUCGUCGACAGCAAAGGUUAUGGCAUCGGCACCCCGAAAGGCUCGCCGUACAGGGAUAAAAUCACAAUCGCCAUCCUCAGUAUCCUGGAAGAUGGCCGUCUUCAUAUGCUCAAAGAGAAGUGGUGGAGCAGCAGCAGCUGUCUGGAAGACGAGCGGUACGAAACGGGUCCCAUGGGCAUCCAGAAUCUUGGCGGCAUCUUCAUUGUGUUGGCGUCUGGUCUGGUGCUAUCAGUGUUUGUGGCGAUAGGAGAGUUCAUCUACAAACUGCGAAAAAACGCAGAGCAUGAACAGGACUUUCUGCAGUGCGGUGAUGGAAGAGAUCAAACUGUCGUUCACAUGCGAGAGACGAGUGAAACGCAAGCUCCACCGCCAGCCGCCAGCCUUGGUGAAGACGGACGCAGUGAUCAACAUGCACUCUUUCAACGACCAUCGCCUGCCAGGAAAGGACAACAUGAGCUGCAACACCGCGAUGACGCCCGUGUUUCCAUGACUUGCCUGGGCGACGGCCACCUGAGGCACGUCCCCGGCGCCGUGCCGGAGAGCAGGGACUACGGCCCCGAGAUGAUUACGGCAUUCACCAUCAACCGCAGAGACAUCCGACACCAAAUGGUCAGUCAGAACGGUGGCGGUAGCAGCAAACCAGGUAGUGACCACAUCCUCAAACCAAUAUAUCCCACCAUGCCAUUGCGAGAGGGAGGCCGAUCGGUAUCCUUCCUGUGAGAGCGAGCCACGUCUGCAAAACUAUCCGCACCCGAGUCUGAUGUUUACAAACGGCACUCAAAAGUGAAGCUCACGAUCUGACUGGAAGGAGCCGCCCCGAUCAAACAAAAAUCUAUGUUUCUCAUCGGAACAAAGUGAAAAUGUGGAAAAGAGGCUUUUUUUUGAGCAUGGCAAUAAAUUAAACUACGGACAGAUGCGAAUGGAAGUAGUUUUCUUAGAGUAUCAUUUAUAGCACAUCAAGUUGAUUUCGAAGAGUUCUGACGAUUUAUCUUUUGAUUUCGUCAAAAUGCUGCGGCGUUUUGGUGGGGAUGCAACUAAAAAGCGAUGUCUCUCUGAAUGCGGUGUACAUUACAGGUAUGCGGCGGACCGUAGGAACAGUUUAGUUUAAUACGCUGUACCGCAGCAGCCCGUCUGACUUGCUAGAAUAGUAGAAAUCCCUUAGACUGCAAGUUUCCGAAGGCUACAGAGGGUGUAGUGGCAUCCUUCGCUCACGGAAAUGCACAAACAAACAGGGUUGAUUUCAUUCGAGCCACCUAAACAAAUUGAAAAACGAGUAACAAUUCUGUACGGCAGUUUUGAGCAAGACUUGCAGCCAUUUGGAUUUAUUCGUGCUUCAUACAUUGCCAGCAGAUGUUUCUUUUUUUUACACAGCGAGAUCUAAUGGUAAUGACGGAUAAACACAACAGUUGCCUAAGAUCUGUCGUCCAAAUGGAUUUAGACACUUGAAGUGCAGCUUCCACUGCAGACAAGAGAGCGAGUGACACGUUUCAUCCGCUGUGUUUGCUAAAUGAGUUAUUCCUGAGAAUCACAGCCCUCAUAUCAAGAAUACUCACUUCACACGGUACAUACAGAGGAUUCAACACCGACACAGAGCUUGCCGUAUGAUGGAGAGCUAAUACAAAGGAAACAAAACCGUUUUAGGAUGUACAUGAGAGAGAAUGUCUCUCGCCGUGUAUCUGUUCGACAAGUCAGCUAUGAUUACAGUGGCUUUUUCCAUCUGCAUCUGCAUCUGCGUUGAGACCUUUCAGUGUCAACUUAUUUGAAGUACAGAAUUUCUAAGUGGUGUGGCCUUCGUCAAAACAUUAAAUCAGAAAACAUCUGGAUGUUUUUUGGUUAUUAUUCCAUCUUUCAUUCUUGUUGUUAUGAGGUUUUUAACUAAAUUCUUACAUUACUAAAAACAAACUCAAUAAAUAUGCUUAAAAUAAUACGCUCAAACAGAAAAUCACCAAUAUAUAGUUCCAAAACCUGUAUUUUUUUUCUUCCCUAAGAACACAAAAUAAGAUGAUGGGCAGAAUGUUUCAUCUGUUCUUUCCAUACAAUAAAAGCUGGUGGUGAUUUAUACUGCCAAGCUUAAAAAUGGAUAAAAAGCAUCAUAGAAUUACUCCAACAUGAGAUGUCAAACCCUGGCUCUGCCCUGACGGAGAAGAUUAUCUUAAAUAAUGAAUUUCACAUUUUUGGCAUAUUUCUCUAGCCAUCAUGUAAUUGCAGAAUGCAUGUAGUUGUAUGUAAUGUUCAAGUAAAGACUAAUUUUAAAGCUUGUUUACA
Molecule: messenger RNA, 4392 nt
Organism: Sinocyclocheilus grahami
Lineage: Eukaryota; Metazoa; Chordata; Actinopteri; Cypriniformes; Cyprinidae
Product: glutamate receptor ionotropic, kainate 3-like
Exons: 18
Coding region: 1-2847 (948 amino acids)
Biological process (GO): monoatomic ion transport
Cellular component (GO): membrane
Molecular function (GO): signaling receptor activity; ligand-gated monoatomic ion channel activity
Source: RefSeq, a predicted model, not a curated record